GGUUCCACACGAUCACGAAGCCUUUGGUAAACAUCGGAUUGGUAUGAGAUAAGUUUGAUUCGAAUCUACUUUGCAAGAUGCCUAGAGAGCGCAGAAAACGUAUUGCAGCCCAUGAACCUUCCGCUAAGCUCGCCCGGCGACCCUUUGCAGUGCAAGAGAAUGCCGUUGAAGCGGUCGAAGUAGGUGCUGCGGCAGAUGUUUCAGGGGAAGCGAUAUUGCAAGCAAUUUCUGCAGCGGCUACCGAGCCUCGUCAUUCAAUGAAGAAGAAAGAGAAACAGCAGCUCAAACACGACGCUUUCAUUGACAGGCUGACAUGCAAAACAUCUCCGUACUCGAAAGUGCAAAGACGUCGAUACAAUAGACGGCAACGAGAACAAGUCGGGGGCGGACUCGAUGUUAUUGGCGCUGUUCUUUCCGACAUUAAUAUAGAUGACUCUCCAGCACAAGUUAGUCCAAUAGUCGAGGAGGCAAAGGACGUUCGUGCUCCCAAGGUUCAACCGAAGAAGCUGCAGAUUGGAGAGGGCAAGGGAUUACCGCUAAGGAAGAACCAGAGAAAACGUGCAUUGGAACUUGAGAAACUCCGACAACCAUUGAUACUCUCAAAUCCGCAGUACUCAUCAAACCCAUUUCAGACGAUCCGCACUCACGCGCAGAAUACGCUUGUGAAGCGUGCUGAUGUCCCAGCUGGGCGAUAAUAUAAAUGUACGAGAGGCUACUACACCCCGAGACUUGCACCGUCAUCACGGAUGGUAUAUGCGAUCACGGGUGUAAUGUCAAUGAUCCCUGGAUUUUGCCAUCCAGGUGGAUAUGUGAGGAUGUUAUCCAGCGUGUUGUACAGAUGGCGGACAGUGCAUAAU
Suillus paluster is the source of this 857-nucleotide messenger RNA. RefSeq names its product ribosome biogenesis protein SLX9-domain-containing protein. Bases 78 to 695 code for a protein of 205 amino acids. NCBI's taxonomy places the organism in Eukaryota, Fungi, Basidiomycota, Agaricomycetes, Boletales, Suillaceae. The transcript is spliced from 6 exons. Gene Ontology annotation, biological process: maturation of SSU-rRNA from tricistronic rRNA transcript (SSU-rRNA, 5.8S rRNA, LSU-rRNA). Gene Ontology annotation, cellular component: nucleolus; preribosome, small subunit precursor; 90S preribosome. The record is from RefSeq and is a predicted model, not a curated record.